AUGGAACAAAAAGUCGCCUUCCCGCUUCUUUCUAGAAAUAAACGUCCAUCUAGCAGCGUUAAUGAAGGGGAAGAGUUUCCAGAUUUUCCGAGUACAUGGGAUAUUCAUGAAAGAAAACCCUCCCCACCUACUUCCACAUCAACCGUGUUUUCAAUUCCCCCUUCUGAUUAUGAUCAGUUGAAAAAUAUUUCUCGCAUGAUUGAUGAAAAUAUUCUGCGAGAUGCAUCUAUUUUUGAUUAUUUUCAAGGAUUUCAAGGGCGUAAUUCAAAGGAUUAUAAAAUACCCAUUGACGACGAGGAGGCUCUCUUUGUAAAAAAGAAAUUUGUGCCAAUUCCGGAGAUUAUUUUCCGUCAAUUUGAAAAGCAAAUGUUUUAUGGGGAUUUUUCCGCAAAUAAGCAGCAUUUGGAUCACGGUAGACCAUCGUUUGUUUAUCUGGGAUUUUGA
Mitosporidium daphniae is the source of this 444-nucleotide messenger RNA. RefSeq lists its product as uncharacterized. Bases 1 to 444 code for a protein of 147 amino acids. The record is from RefSeq and is a predicted model, not a curated record. The transcript has 3 exons. NCBI's taxonomy places the organism in Eukaryota, Fungi, Microsporidia.